This is a messenger RNA of Durusdinium trenchii, 460 nucleotides long. NCBI's taxonomy places the organism in Eukaryota, Dinophyceae, Suessiales, Symbiodiniaceae. The record is from the annotation of a GenBank genome assembly.
AUGGAUUGGUUGUGUCAAGUGCAGUCGCCGUGCAUCCGGCAUGUGAGCAAUUGUGCAACCUGGGAUCCGUCCUAUGAAAGACCAAUCACCGAGCGUUUGGAUUUGCGCGCUUGGGUGGAUGAUGCUUCAUGGCUGAACUGCAAAGAGAAUUUGGGGGUUUACAACAGGCCCGAGAGAAUUGCUGCGCACGAGCUUGCUGCCGCAGCGUGCUUGAAGUUGGCGCGGAAUCUCUCAGUGGAGAACGCGGAGAUCCAGGCGCGCUGGUGGCGCCGUGGCUUGCCGGAGCGUUUGGCGGUGCAGGCGCGCUGCGACCUGGCGGCGCCUGGUGGAGAGAGGUCAGCCGCCUGGUGCGAAGCUGUGCCCAGUUUCAUGGCAAACGUUGUGGCCAACAACCCCGAGUUGCGGAAGGAGGCGUUGGAGGCCCUAUGGCCACACGGCCUGGCUGCAGUCCUGGCCAUUU